Molecule: messenger RNA, 1473 nt
Organism: Musa acuminata subsp. malaccensis (wild Malaysian banana)
Lineage: Eukaryota; Viridiplantae; Streptophyta; Magnoliopsida; Zingiberales; Musaceae
Cellular component (GO): membrane
Source: RefSeq, a predicted model, not a curated record
CGAUCGCCGAAACCGAUCAAUCAUACCUCCCUGCCUUUGUGUAGUAAUCGUUUCUGAUCUUACAGAGACAGAGGAGAGAGGCGAUCGAGAUGGUGGAAUCGAACGCACUCCUGGAGGAGGCGGCGCGGCUGGCGGAGGCGGCGCGGGAGCUCCAGGAAGCUGCCGCCAUCCUCAUCUCCAGGACCCGCAACGAGGAGCAGUCCCUGCGCCAGCGCGCUGUCGCCCUGGAGUCCGACCUCCGGAGGCUUCAAUCGUCGCUCGAUUCGACCGUCAGAAAGAAGGGUCAGAGCGCCACUGGCGGGGGCGUCGAUCCCAAGAUCGCAGAAAAGGUUGAUGAAGAGUUAUGCAGGGCGAGAUGCGUCAUCAAUGAUGGGGAUGUUGCAUCACUGCUUCUCAGCAAGACCCAUGGUCGGUUCUUGAAGAUGUUCCUUGGCCCUGUCAAUGUACGAGCAACAAGGAAAGAAGUCCAGCUCAAAGUGAAGGAGGAGUACAAUAGCUACAGGGACAGAACAGCCUUUUUAUUUCUUCUAUUUCCGUCCACUCUUCUUCUUUUGAGAUCUUGGGUUUGGGAUGCGUGCCUUCCAGCAUUGCCUGUCCAGUUAUAUCAGGUUUGGCUGUUAUACCUAUACACAACUUUAGCUUUGCGGGAAAACAUAUUGAGAGUAAAUGGAAGCGACAUUCGUCCUUGGUGGAUCUGCCAUCACUAUUGCGCCAUGUUGAUGGCCCUUAUUAGUCUCACAUGGGAAAUAAAGCGGCAACCUGAUUGUGCUUACAAACAGAGAGGGGUGCAACUGUUCCUUAUGUGGGCUAUGAUGCAAGGUGUUUCUAUGCUUUUACAAAACAGAUAUCAGCGUCAAAGGCUGUAUACUCGCAUUGCAUUGGGCAAGGCAAAAAGAAUGGAUGUUGUGUGGGGAGAAACUGCUGGUGUUGAAGGCCAAUUGUGGUUGUUAUGCCCCAUUCUCUUCAUUUUGCAGGGCUUUGAAGCAUAUGUUGGCUUAUUACUACUUCGUACAGCUUUUGUUGGUGUUAUUUGUGAGUGGCAGGUUAUCGCUUGUGGAAUAUUGCUGGUUUUGAUGGCAAUUGGUAACUUUGCAAACACCAUGCAGACACUUAUAGCAAAGUCGAGAUUCAAAGCUAAGAUGAAAAGAACAAGGAGCAAGUAGGAUUUUGAUCAAUGUAUCUUGACUCAGGAUCCUUCACCAAUUGAUUCCAAAUCAUCGAAGGCAUCGUGAUGUGGAUAAUGAUCAAGUUUACUACAUUUGCUACUUCAAGCUUGGUCAUGUUCUGAAAUGCAAUUCGUGUUCAAAGCAAUGUUGUUUUGUACAGCUCCUACCAGGAUGUCUGUUACUAGCAGUUGAUCUAAUCAUCCAUCAUGAGGUUGAGUGUGGUUUUGCUAUGUAGUUUACAAUAGUUGUACCAUUCUUUCCUUUUUUUUGGCGCAUCACAAUUAGAUUAGCGUUUCUUAAGAAACCA